GUACGGCUCUAUGGAGCCGUCUGCCUGGGAGUCAUUGGGGACUGCGCCAGCCCGGCUGCCCGCGACAAGGUCAGUGCCCUCCCGCAGGCGGCGGCUGCUCACAACUAGCAUCGGCUCCGGGCCGAAGGACGGGUUCGGAUGGGUCCUGCCGCCCGCAUCUACUUGAGAUGUUUAUCCUGCUUGAAUUUGUGAACUUCUUGGGUUUGUGGUUUGUUUGGAUUACUUCUACUGAACUAUAUUCAGGUUCACUGAUUCUUUCCUCUGCUGUGUCAAGACUCCUGAUGAGCCUGACAAAGCGUCAUCAAAAAGUCAGAAAAGGGGCUAAAGAUGGAGCACCAGGAGAUAGGAGCGCUUCCCAGAAGGUAGCUGAGAAGAUGCAGGAGCUUCUCUCUCUCAUGAAAAGCCAGGGCUGGCUUCCUCAGGAGGGAAGUGUGCGGCGGAUCCUUUGUGCAGACCCCUGCUGCCGCGUCUGCAAUGCUGUGGCUUGUGAGAUUCAGCAACUUCUGGAGAGCAAGAACAUUUCAUCGGGGGCAUCACAGGUCUCUUCUGGCCUAGAAAUGUCCAUGUCUAGUGGCUCUUUUGAGAACAGUAUGGAGCAGCCUUCCCAGCAGUCUAGAGAGCUUUCACUGGCAUCCCUAACCUCCACACUGUCACAAUUAACAGAUCAGGAAUCCUUAACCCAGACAGCUGCCCAGUCACUCAGUAUCCUCAGCAUCCAAGAUUACUUGGCUAAACACUUGAAUCUAGGACAGGGACUUCCACCAUCAGAUGUGCCCAGAGGCAUAGAGUCUGUGACUUCUUCAAGGCUUGAGGAACCUAAGGUUGCAGUGAACCACCAGAAGGUGAAGGGAAACUCUGAGACUGUCCAGGGGAACCAAGGCCAGCAACCUCUAAAAUCCCAAGUUCCUUUGCUGCCCCUGAACCCAGAGCUCACUAACAUGACACAUCCUAUGGCUUUGCAUAUGGCCACUGUCCUCCCUGCCCACCUGCCUUUCCUCAGUCCUGAAGUCCUGAGGCUUCUUGAGUUACAUGUCAGAAAAUGGAUGCAUUUCCAGAAAUGGGGGCUCCCCAGACGUGUGGAGGAGUCCCUGAGGCAGCUUAUGCCAGACCCACCACUGUUUCACCAGCCUGGAAAUAACCACCCAGUUUCUUUCAUCCUGAAUGAUAUUUCUAAGGCCUCUGUUGAAAAACUUGGGACCAUUUCCCACCAGACCUGGGGUUCAUGUAUGACCGGCCAGCCCAUCCAGGCCUUCUGGGUUUCUGAAUGGUCCAUUACAGACCCAGAACAAAGACACCACCGACAGCAAACCUCAAACUCUAUGGCUCUGGCCUUGCCCUCUCCAGCCCUUAAAGUCCUAAAGGGCAUGUGUCCACUGCCUCAGGGACACGCUGAUGACUCAGGGGGUCAUCUGCAGCAGAAACACAGCCAGUUAUUCUGUGGCCACCCUUCUCUGCACAGUGAGUCCUUGGUUGCCACCUUCUUGGGUUCUCAAGGCCUCUCCACGAACAGGAAUAUGUCCAGGCCCCCCUUGCAUGUUCCUUUUCUUUUCAAUGAGCUCUCCUUCCUGCCGCUGCUGCCAAAAACUCCACCCCACUCACCCCCUCCUUCUACCCCACCUCCCUCACGUUGGGCCUCUGCACCUGAUCAUCAACAAGCCCAGGUGAGUGUCCCAUUUCUGACUCUGGCUGAGUGUGAAGCCUUGGAGUGGCACCUGCUGCAGAGACAGCUCCAACUUCAGUGGGGUUUGCCAGCUGUUUUCCAGAGAACUCAGUAUGCCCACCGUGCUGAGCACUGUGACACAGACUACUGUGACACAGCCCAGUCUCCUGAGGCCAUAGACCCUCCCUGGCCAGGGAAAAACAUCUCAGUCCUCACAAGAGAACUCCUCUUCUUCCCAGACCAUGCCAGGAGGCUGCUGGAAUUCCACCUCCAGAAGCAAUUGAUCCACCAUCACUGGGGCCUGCCCCAGAAGAUCCAGCAGUCCAUUCAGUUGCUCCUGUCCCACACUGACCAGCAGGCCCUGCCCUGGGACAGCACCGCCCUGGCCACUGUUGGUGUCUCCCAGCCUGCAGCCCCAGAGGCCAAUGCGUCUACUGAUCUUUUCUCACCCAACACAGCCCCAGUGUGGUACCCCACGCCAUACUUGCUCACCAAAGCCAAGACAAUAUUGCAGAGCCACAUCGACUCCAAAUGUAGGCAGAUCCUCCAGGGCACUGUCCCUGCCCUUGUGGCUAGCUCCUGGGACUAUAGAAUUCCUGGGGGCCUGGCAGUGGCUCCCUUACCCUGCAUUCCAGAAAGCAAGCCUGGGGAGCUGCAGGCAGCAACUGAUCCUGACCUACCUGGGGACGCUAUUCCCUGGAUGCCAACAGCCCUUGAUUGCCAGCAACAGGCCUCACCAGAUAUCAUCACUGAACACCCCAAGCUGCCCCGAGCCCUGUCCGAGGUAGCCAUUGAGAAACUAGAGACGACUUUACGGCACAAAUAUUUGGCCUUCUUGUCAGGGCUGCCUACUCUUUAUUAUGUGGCUCUCUCCAGGGCCAUGAUCCCAGCAAUCGCUAGUCAAUGUACAAUCACAGAGAUGGUACCUGAGCCUGUCAUGUGCCCAACAGAGCCUCAGACUCAGACAAUCUCGUGUGAAGACCAGCGUAUAGGUCCUGAGCCAGACUUUGAAGAUCCCAAUGAGACUUGUGCAGAGUUCCAGACUGAAGUGCAGGAGGAAGGUGCAAUGGAGAUAGUGCCUCCAGAGUGCCAGGAAGAUCCUGUUAGCUCCUACUCGCUCAAGACAGCCAUCUUGACCAAACUAAAUUUCCAUCUGAGAAAAAAGGCCCUGGAGAUACAAUUGGGAAUUCCCAUAAAGGCAAGGGAGUCCAGGGAACAAACUGUAGCAGUCCCAGAGAAGAUAUCCACAAAGGAGCCUCUUGAAGAGAGUCUGAACAGCCAAGGGAAAACAUUGCUCCAGGAACUCCCCAUCCCACCAGACGCUCCAUAUGCCCCAGACCCACAAUUGUCCCACCUGAAAGAAAGGCUGGCCAUUGAGCUAAAGGCUGUGCGGCAGAGCCAAAAGCAAGCUAGUUCCAGAGAAAUACCCCAUGGUUCUGCCCACUGGAACUCCAAGAUCUCACAGCCCAGUGGGGACAGGACAGAGGCCCAGGUGCUUUGUGUUCAGAUGGAAGCCAGAGUGAACAGCCCCAGCCUGGAGAAAGCAUGGAGCCCUGAACCCCACAGCCCUGGCAAGAGCAAGGACUCAGACCAAAUUUGCACGUUGACAGUGAAGAGAGAAGAUCCAGGGAAACCCAAAACAGCAGGGGGCCAUGGAGAAGGGGAUGCAGGGUUUGGGCUCUACACAACUGGAGAAAAAAGACACCCUGCUGAAGACCAGAGGCCAGCAGGGACGCUUCUGAACAGGACACACCGAGGACCCCGGCGAUGGAGCCAUAGCUUACCUCGUGCUGUUCCCGAUCAGCACAGCCCCCAGCAUCACCCUCAGUUGAAGCUCCCAGAGCAACCUCCAGGAGUCCCUGGGGAGAAAGCAUCUGAAAAGAAUGACCUGCAAGACAAUCAAAUCAAGCUAGGUGUCAUCAGCAAAGCAGCAAGGAUUCCUGAGACUGCCCAGUGUACGGUGCCCCAGGCUUCACAGACCCAGCCUUUCCUGGACCAGCUAAUUCAGGGGAAGCCUCUGCAUGGUCAGAUUUUGCAGGGGCCAGUGACGGUAGCCCAUGCUCACAAGAGCCCCAGCCUUCCAGAAUCUGGCUUGAGAAAUAAGAUGAAACGCUUUCUGCACUGUAUUAACCCCAAGGCGAAAGGCAAAGGGCACGAGGAGUCCAUUCUUUCUGCAGCUGAGAAAGUAGCCAAAACCAGGAAAAAAAAUGUUGAAAAGAUCUCAGCCACUACCAAAGACCCUGUGGUACGAGCUAAGUCCAAGAAGACAGCAGGGGACCCCAACUCCCAGUCUCCACGUACUGAGCUACAGGUGGGCCUGGCCUUGGAUGGCCCUCAAUCUCGAGACAAUCAGCUCUGGCACUGCUCCCGUCAGGUCUGCUCUGCCUCAGGCCUGAGCCAAUCCCGCCACUGCCCUCGGCACUUUCCUCGAGUGGCUUGUGCCUCCCAAUCAGGUAAUCUACCAUAGGUCCCAAUUCUCAUCUCAGAGGAAAUGCUGAGAUGACCCAGUGCCACCAAGGAGAGUUUGUAAGCUCCCAAACCUCUGUGUCUCUUGAAGAGGACUGCUAUUGUCAUUUUCAUUAAUGUGUGGGUGGAAAACCAUAUACUCUAUGAAAACUAUAUACUCAGAAAACAAU
This is a messenger RNA of Choloepus didactylus (southern two-toed sloth), 4296 nucleotides long. RefSeq names its product family with sequence similarity 205 member A (gene SPATA31F1). The record is from RefSeq and is a predicted model, not a curated record. NCBI's taxonomy places the organism in Eukaryota, Metazoa, Chordata, Mammalia, Pilosa, Megalonychidae. Bases 168 to 4127 code for a protein of 1319 amino acids. The transcript has 6 exons.